Molecule: messenger RNA, 1007 nt
Organism: Vigna radiata var. radiata (mung bean)
Lineage: Eukaryota; Viridiplantae; Streptophyta; Magnoliopsida; Fabales; Fabaceae
Product: MLP-like protein 43
Exons: 5
Coding region: 1-852 (283 amino acids)
Biological process (GO): defense response
Source: RefSeq, a predicted model, not a curated record
AUGGCAUGUUGUGAAGUUCAAAAGCUGGAAACUAAAGUUAGUAUGAAAGCUUCUGCUGAGAAAUUCUAUGAUGUUCUAUGCAACAAGACACACCAACUUCCCAACAUUUCCCCUCAAAAUUUACUUUCUGUUCAAAUUCAUAAAGGCCAAUGGGGUACUCAGGGAUCUAUCAUAUCCUGGAAUUAUUUACAUGAGGGAAAAGUUAGUGUGGUUAAGGAGAUCCUGGAAGACAUUGACAAGGAAAAGAAGAAAAUAAGCUUUAGGGUUAUUGAAGGAGAACUGCUGCAACAUUACAAGAGCUUCAAGAUUAUGAUACAAGUUACUCCAAUGGAAGAAGGAAGUACAGUUCAUUGUGUCUUUGAAUAUCAGAAACAGAGACAUCACAUUCCUGAUCCUCAUGCCAUAAUGCAAAUAACACUUCAUAUCAACAACACAAUUAAUGUGCUCUUCAACUACAUUUUGGGAUGCAUUUCGUUUCGUUUCAGCCCCAAACUCACCUUCAAGAAGAUAAUACAGUCUGUUGAAAUUCAGAAUGGAAAAUGGGGCACUGAGGGAUCCAUUUUGACCUAUAAUUACAUACUUGAUGGGAAGAUUUGUGUGGCGAAAAAGUUGGUUGAAGUUGUAGAGAGGGAAAACAACAAAGUGAACAUGAAGAUUAUAGAGGGUGACGUUCUGGAGCAUUACAAGACCUUCAAAUCUAAUUUGCAAGUUACUCCAAAGGAAAAUGGUAGUGUGGUGCAGUGGAUAAUAGAGUUUGAAAAACACCAAAACAACAUUCCUGAUCCUCAUAUCCUGUUGCAAAAGGCAGCUGAAAUCACCAAGGACAUUGAUUCUUACCUUACUAAGAAAUAAAACCUCGUAUAUGUAUCUAAGAAAUAACGAUUAUGUGAAUUAUGGGGCCUAAUAAUUAAUUACCCCUUAAUUGCAUCAAUCUUAUGUAUUAAGUGCUUGUAAUAAAGUGCAUCAGUAACUACUAUGUAUAGGAGUGACUGGGCACCUUUGUGUUA